This is a messenger RNA of Pseudoliparis swirei, 549 nucleotides long. It is a transcript of the gene valopa, whose product is annotated as vertebrate ancient long opsin a. Gene Ontology annotation, biological process: G protein-coupled receptor signaling pathway. The transcript has 5 exons. The record is from RefSeq and is a predicted model, not a curated record. Gene Ontology annotation, molecular function: G protein-coupled receptor activity. The coding region runs from base 1 to 549 and encodes 182 amino acids. Gene Ontology annotation, cellular component: membrane; photoreceptor outer segment. NCBI's taxonomy places the organism in Eukaryota, Metazoa, Chordata, Actinopteri, Perciformes, Liparidae.
AUGGGGAUGGGGAUGGAGAUGGGGAUGGAGAUGAGGGGGAUGGGGAUGGGGAUGGAGAUGGGUAUGGGGGUGGGGAUGGGGAUGGGGAUGGAGGUGGGGACGGCGGACCUCACCGCGCCAUCGGCAACGCAACAGGAUGCGUGUGUCAACGAGCGCGGUGAAACCCCGGUGGAGGCCUCUGGGUACUCAACCAACAUGGUCGACCACAGCUACAUCAUCACUCUCUUUGCCACCUGUUUCGUUCUGCCUCUCGGGGUGAUUUUCUUCUGCUAUGGAAAGCUCCUGCAGAAGCUCAAGAAGGUGUCACAUGGUCGCCUGGCCACCGCCAGGAAGCCCGAGAGGCAGGUGACCCGCAUGGCGGUGGUGAUGAUCGUGGCGUUCAUGGUCGGCUGGACGCCGUACGCGGCCUUCUCCAUCCUGGUCACGGCCUCCCCGAGCAUCCACCUCGACCCCAGGAUGGCUUCCAUCCCCGCCUUCCUUUCCAAGACGGCCGCCGUCUACAACCCGAUCAUCUACGUCUUCAUGAACAAACAGGACUUGAUGCCCUAG